Molecule: messenger RNA, 708 nt
Organism: Aspergillus clavatus NRRL 1
Lineage: Eukaryota; Fungi; Ascomycota; Eurotiomycetes; Eurotiales; Aspergillaceae
Exons: 5
Coding region: 1-708 (235 amino acids)
Source: RefSeq, a predicted model, not a curated record
AUGGCAGUAAUAUGGGGCCUCGAUCUCCACGAGAUCCAAUGGCACAAGUUCAAGAGUGCUCACAUGUUCAACCGCGCCUACCACCUGCGCCGCACCAAGAUGAUCAUCUACCAGAUGGCCAUGAUCUUUUGUGUCUGCUCAGAAUCAGUCGGCACAGCCGCAUUAUCAGACUACCUCGACCAACAAGACGCAAUCCAGCAACGGCACCCCGAGGCCCGAGUCCACAACAACGACUUCAUCGGUGCUGCAUCCUAUAACAUCUUCGUCGGCGUCUCCGUCGCUACCAUCUUCGGCGCCGCCUUCUUCUUCGAUCUCUUCUGGCCCGAGCGGCACGAGAGUCGCUCCGUGCGCUUGGCAUGGAAGAUCUGUGGCGUGAUCGUGUCGGUGAUGAUGCUCGGUUCGGCUCUCACCAUGACGAUCAUCACUGCCACGCACAGCGCCCGUAUCACUGGCACGGAUGGCGCGUCCGCGAGCAAGUUCUUCCAGGAAUCGCCCAAGAAGCCUGCGCUGAAAUAUCGCACGAACCCCAAGGCCGUUGCAUCCGUCGUCCUGGCGUGGCCGGGAUGGAUCGCGACUGUCGCCAGUACCAUCAUCUUGAUCAAAUCCCAGAGACACGAUGAUCAGUUCGGUCCCAGGUCCAACUACGGUCGAGAACAGGAGAAGGAGGUCCCCGCCAUCCGAGCGGAGGAUAAAUCAAUCGCUGCUUGA